This is a messenger RNA of Fusarium venenatum, 1065 nucleotides long. Its product is annotated as putative methyltransferase-domain-containing protein. The record is from RefSeq and is a predicted model, not a curated record. Lineage: Eukaryota; Fungi; Ascomycota; Sordariomycetes; Hypocreales; Nectriaceae.
AUGGGUAUCGAAGCGCUUGAUUUCCCCCAGAUGUGGGAACGUCCCAGCUACACUCAGCUGGCAGACAUACUCAAGACUCUCGAACUUAGUCCCCCCAUAUGGAACCAUAAGCGUCGCCGCUCAGAGAUUAUCGAGGAGCAGGAAUCCUUGGCCAGCCAGCGCAAGGCCGAAGUCACUCGUUAUCUUUCCUCCAUCAUCAAGAGCCCCCUAUCAUGGAUCGAGGAUGACGACGAGAAGGAGAUUCUCUGGACACAGGCGAGCAAGCGUAUGUCAGAGCGAUGCGGACGCACGGCUAUGGGAGAAGUCGUUCGGAGCUGGCCUUUUGAAGACGGAGCGGACGAGUUUGAGCUGAUUAUCAAAGAGCCCGCCCUCACAGGAGACUCGCUUGGCUUCAAGACCUGGGGAUCGUCGUAUGUGCUUUCGCAGCAUCUCCCUCGAAUGGCUGAGACCUCGCUAUUUCGACUGUUUGACGAGACGCUGGGCCAGCCAAGACCUGAUGUUCUUGAACUUGGAUCUGGAACAGGACUUUUGGGUCUUGCAGCUGCCGCUUUCUGGAAGGUCCCUGUAGCUCUGAGCGAUCUACCGAAUAUCGUGCCCAAUCUGAGAGAAAACGUUGCCAAGAACGCCGAACUCAUCAAGUCUCGUGGUGGAUCACUUACAGUCGGCGACCUGACCUGGGGUGGCAGUGAGGAUGAAAUAGACCAAACUCUUUUUGGACAACCGAAUCAGUUCAAGAUUGUCCUCGCGGCUGAUCCCAUGUACGACGAUGACCACCCAGCACUUCUCGCUUCCGCCAUCAGUGAGCACCUGGCUCUAGGCUCAGAUUCACGCGCUGUCGUCAUGGUCCCGCGUCGGGACGUCACCACUGGGCGCCUCCUUGAGUCGUUCCGCCAGGCUAUGCUUGACCUUGAUACGCCGCUGUUUUGCGAAGAGGAGGACGAGCUUGCUGGCCAGGAUGACUGGAUUGAGGAUGACGAAGCAGGCAACGUGCGGUGCUGGCUUGGUGUAUUUAGUCGAGGCGGUUCACCGCUGCCUUUGAGUAGUGAUGCAGCCUCUGUUGUAUAG